CGGUGAAAAUACCUGCUGAAGAAAACAAAAAACGAUUUUUAAAAACGCCCUGUGACCUUUUAACCUGCUCCUCCAUCUUUCGGCGCCUCCCUCGGGCGGGUUUGCGGCGGCUUCCCCGCAAGCAGGGGCCGGCUGGGGGCGAGCAGCACCCCCCGUUACCCCCUGCAGCCCCUCCGUUUAAUUUCCCGGAGCAGGCCCCGGCCUCCUGCCCCGCCCGGCGCUGCGCAGCGUGCCGUGCCGUGCCGUGCCGUGCCGUGCCGCACCGCCCGCUCGGCUCCCGGAGCGGCGGCCGGGGAUGGCGGGGCCCGGCGGGGCGGCGGCGCCGCUGGUGCUGUACCACUGGACGCAGUCCUUCUCCUCGCAGAAGGUGCGUUUGGCAAUCGCAGAAAAAGCCCUCAAGUGUGAAGAACACGACGUAAAUCUGCCACUGAGUGAGCACAAUGAGCCGUGGUUUAUGCGUUUAAAUUCGUCUGGAGAAGUGCCUGUCCUUAUCCACGGGGAAAAUAUUAUUUGUGAGGCCACCCAGAUUAUCGAUUACCUUGAAGCAACAUUUAUAGAUGAGGAAGUGCCAAGGUUAAUGCCAGAAGAAGGGAGCAUGUAUUAUCCGAGGGUGCAACACUACAGAGAGCUUUUGGACUCCUUGCCUAUGGACGCCUACACACAUGGCUGCAUCCUCCACCCUGAGUUAACUGUGGACUCCAUGAUUCCAGCCUAUGCUACAAGCAGAAUUCGUAGCCAAAUAAGUAACACAGAAUCAGAGUUGAAGAAACUUGCGGAAGAAAAUCCAGACCUUCAAGAUGCCUAUAUAGCAAAACAGAAGCGCCUUAAAUCUAAACUGCUGGAUCAUGAUAAUAUAAAAUACCUGAAGAAAAUACUGGAUGAACUGGAGAAAGUUUUGGAUCAGGUUGAGACUGAAUUGCAGCGGCGAAAUGAGGAAACACCAGAAGAUGGAAGUCAGCCUUGGCUCUGUGGUGAAUUCUUCAGUUUAGCAGAUGUGUCACUUGCUGUCACAUUACAUCGGCUGAAGUUUCUGGGUUUAGCAAGAAGAAACUGGGGAAAUGGAAAACGGCCCAACUUGGAAGCCUAUUAUGAGCGUGUCGUGAAGAGAAAAGCAUUUUACAAAGUUUUAGGACAUGUCAACAAUAUAUUAAUCUCAGCAGUUCUGCCAACUGCGUUUCGAGUGGCCAAGAAAAGAGCGCCCAGAGUUCUUGGCACCACCCUGCUGGUCGGCACGCUGGCAGGAAUGGCUUAUUUUGUUUUCGUGUGUCUUCGGAAGAGAUUUGCCAACAUGAUGUUGUCAAUUAGAACCAGACAAAAUUAUUUUUAGACCUGUUUGUCCCCGGUGGUGAGUGGAGGUCAUCUCUACCCCACUAGGAGACUAUCCCCAGUAAAAUACAAGCAUAUAAGAAAGGCUGUGUCUGUGAAUUAGAACAUUGUCACACAGUAAUCAUCUCCUGCUGUUGUAUAAUUGGAUUGGCAUUGCUGAGAUAUUUGCAGAAAAUAUAUGUUGAGGGGUGACAACAAAGGAAAGAAGAUACUUUCUUUUUAGAUGAGGAGGUAUAAGGGCUGUGAUGGUGUUUUGUUGAAGUGGUUAUUGUUUCGGUCUUCUUUACCCAUUAGCUGACCUAAUUAUAAUGUUUUAUUUAAUAGAUAUGCAGCAAUGUGACAGCUUUUCACUGUGGGUGAAAUGCAUUACUGUGCAGAAACCAGCACUGAAAUACUGAAAACAGCACUUAGCUUAAGUGCUCGGAGCAGGAUUUGGGUGGAACACAGGCUCAGUGCCUUCAGAGCUAAGUGUCCCUGUACUGAUGAAUGUCUUGGUUCACAGUUGGACCUUUAGGAAUGUGUUACAAAGCAGCCUUGUAAAGCCACUUUUUUCACAGUAUGUUCAUGCAGUAGUGUAGGAAGAGACCUGAAAUGCAUAUAAACGGGAAUGAUUUGUGGGCCAUUCAAGUGAAAUUCUGUAGAGGUGUCAGCAGGUUCUGGACUUCCAUUGAUACACAGAUGGGUGAGAAGAACCUGACACUUGUCUUUUAAAUGUCUUUUGGGUAGCUUUUGGCCCAGCCAGAUACUCAGCUCAGCUAGCAGCCCUGGCUCAGUCAUACCACUGCACAUUUCCUGCUUUCUUUCCUAUCUGCUCCUUCUCUCUUUUACUCCUGUGGUGGCUUGAUACAGUUUUCUCCAUGUUAGUGUCCCGUACCUGUUUCUACUCUGAGCACUGGCUGGUUUUUGCACGCUACUAAGCUAUGUUACUAAUUGCAUGUGCCUCUAUGAAACGUUUGCUCACAACGUGCCACAGCCAACAGGGUAAUGUAUGCACAACAACACCUUUUGUAGAAGUAAUUUAAAAUAGUUUACUACGUUUCAGCCUGGUUGGGUAGCCUAGAUUCAAAGUGAAACAGUAAUUUAGCAAUCUGUUUACUUAGGGAGAGGUGUCAUAUUGGUGAUAAACGAAAAUACGGGUCAGUUUGGAGGCAGAUGAUUUGUACUGUGGAUUUUUUAUGAAGCUACAGUCUUGUAGGUAAGGUAUAGAAAAACACUUCGAUACUUUUCACUGCUCAGUAUGUAAUGACACUUCUAUUAAGUUUGAACUGAGCUCCUGUUUCAGUUAGGGAUGCCCAUUUACCGGAAGGUAGACUUCGAAUCAUUUUGCAGAGAGAAAGCAAUCAGGAAUGGCUGAAAAUUCUGAUGGCAGUCGAGUAAUUUUACUGUAUUCUGAUGAAUGUCUGAAAGCUUCAGAAUAUCUACAAGCUGUAUAUAACUACAACAAGCAAAACACAGCUUUUGGUGUUUGCCUGUCAGCAGCCAGUGCUAACAGACCUAAGAGCAUUUUCUAUCCAGUGCUGGUAGCUGUGGACAUCCCCUAUAAUUACUUUUGAGCACUGAGAAGACCCUCACUCAAGUUUGCUGGGGAGAGCAGAGGCAGUUUCUGUUUUGACAGUCUCACUGUCUUGCCAAUGUCAAAGUGGAUAAAAUUGUUGAAAACUCCUACUUAUAAUUUAAUAUUUUGUAAGUUCUCUAACAAAAUAGGACCUAAAUCUCAUAGCUCCUUUCCAUUAAUGAGAAAAUCUUACCUAGGAAGCAUUUUUUUUUUU
Molecule: messenger RNA, 3095 nt
Organism: Cygnus atratus (black swan)
Lineage: Eukaryota; Metazoa; Chordata; Aves; Anseriformes; Anatidae
Gene: GDAP1
Product: ganglioside induced differentiation associated protein 1
Exons: 6
Coding region: 296-1327 (343 amino acids)
Biological process (GO): mitochondrial fission; mitochondrial fusion
Cellular component (GO): mitochondrial outer membrane
Source: RefSeq, a predicted model, not a curated record